Messenger RNA from Penicillium soppii, 1395 nucleotides. Its product is annotated as cation diffusion facilitator family transporter. Gene Ontology annotation, biological process: transmembrane transport; monoatomic cation transport. Gene Ontology annotation, molecular function: monoatomic cation transmembrane transporter activity. The coding region runs from base 1 to 1395 and encodes 464 amino acids. The record is from RefSeq and is a predicted model, not a curated record. Gene Ontology annotation, cellular component: membrane. The transcript is spliced from 4 exons. Lineage: Eukaryota; Fungi; Ascomycota; Eurotiomycetes; Eurotiales; Aspergillaceae.
AUGGGGUUUUUGCCUUCUCGCACAUCCAGUCUUGGCUUGAACGAGCUUGAUGAUGAUGUGUCAGAACGUCGACUAUUUCUUCGACGUGGGUCACUGUUGAUUGGACGCAGUAAUCCUCGUUACGAGUGGCAACGCUACUAUCGGUCACCCGAGUCAUUAAAAGAUCUCCCCAAGAAAAUCCGACAAUACUAUGAACGAACUAAUGGUCUCAUCUCCCAAUACCUUUACAUCGACCGAUUGCUGGAUUCUUCCCUACCCCAUAACCUGAUUGAGGAAUACAACGAAACCCACCGGGAUGAAACAGGCGUUCCUCAGGCGCCAGAAGUCCAUAAUUCCGAAACCGUGGAUGCCAAUGCCAAGAGCGGCAAGAUCAAGCGCACACCCCAUAAUCUCUAUCGGAUUCCCGACGAGACAACUCCUCUGGUUGCAUCCCCCGACGAAAACACCAGCCCAUCAGAACCAUUCCCCGAUCUCGAAUCGCACGGUGGGAUGGCACCGCAUGACGAGGAGCGUGUUAUCAACCUCGCCAUCCGCAUCAAUUUCAUCGCCAAUGUUGCCCUUCUCGGCUCGAAGAUUGCCAUCAUGGCCAUGACAAGCUCCAUGUCUAUGUUAGCAGGACUCGUUGACGGUGCAUUGGAUUUCCUGAGCACCGUCAUCGUCUGGGUGACCACUAUCAUGAUCCGCCGCCAAGAUCGCAACCGGUACCCCAUCACCCGACGACGACUAGAGCCCAUCAGUGUGCUUAUAUUCUCUGUCAUAAUGGUGACUUCCUUCUUCCAAGUAGCGUUGUCAUCUAUCAAACAAUUGAUGGGAGAUGACCGCACAGUAGUCGAGCUCUCCGUGCCGUCCCUCGUGUUGAUGGGUGGUACGGUUUUGGUCAAACUAUUCUGCUGGAUCUGGUGCCGCUUGAUCCCUAGUCCAAGCGUCCAAGUUCUAGCCCAGGAUGCUAUGACUGAUGUCGUGUUUAACACUUUCAGCAUCAUCUUCCCACUGAUUGGCACAUUUGCAAACCUUUGGUACCUGGACCCUUUGGGUGGUCUGUUCCUCUCCCUGUAUAUUAUGUGGAACUGGGGCGAGACAGCAGCGGAAUACAUCCGACGGUUGACCGGUGCAGCUGCCUCUCCCGACGACCACAGUGUUCUCCUGUACAUGACCAUGCGGUUCUCCCGAGUUAUCCUCAAGAUUCAAGACUUGAAAGCCUACUAUGCGAGCGACAAAUUAAAUGUCGAAGUUGACCUUGUGGUUGAUGAAAAACUCAGCUUGCGGGACAGCCACGACGUUGGUGAGAGUCUGCAGUACAUCAUUGAAAGUGUGCCAACCGUCGACCGGGCCUUUGUGCAUUUGGACUACAAUGUCUGGAACCUUCCCAGUCAUAUGAACCAGAUGGAUCGAUGA